Messenger RNA from Oldenlandia corymbosa var. corymbosa, 3999 nucleotides. Lineage: Eukaryota; Viridiplantae; Streptophyta; Magnoliopsida; Gentianales; Rubiaceae. The record is from the annotation of a GenBank genome assembly.
CCUAAAUUUAUGUUUCCCGUAAUCACUCCACCAUUUCUCCCUUCUUCCCCCAUCUUCUCCUCCGCUUCUUCUCUUCCUCCUCCUCCUCCUCCUCCUCCUGCUGCCAUAGGUCAAUUUUUCUGCAGAAUUAUCCCAUAAAAUUUGAACACAAUUCCGAUGUGAGCAAACCCUUUUCCUUACCCUCUUCAAUUUCUCAUCUAUUUUCUGUUUUGGGUGGUGAAUUUCGUUACCUUUGAACCUGCAUAUAAUCGUUUGAUGAAUGUUCAUUUUCUUCUUCAGUUAAUUUUUAGUCAAUUUUGGGUAUUAUGUCACUGCUGUCGUCAUCCGGAAAAUUUUCUUUUUCGGUUCUCAAUUAUAUGUAUAAACAAUAUACAAUUUAGUGAGUUAUUAUGAUUUUUUACAGGCCAGGUGUGCAAUGUGUGUUAAUGGCGGGUUUUGCUUCGUCUGCUGUCUGUUUUGUAGUUUUAGAAGUUUGAUCUUUCUCUUUUGUUUUUGUGUUGGGAGUGGCCAGGUUCAAUGAGCGUGGAUAGGGAUUUGGGAUCCAUGUUGGAGAUCUCUUUGCUCAUAUUUUUAUGAAUAUUUGGUGCCUGAAGUUAUGGUUUUUUGUUUUAUAUUUUUUCCUGGAGUGUGUUGUGCUAUAGUAGUUUAAACAAAGUUGUGUGUGGUAUAUAUUUAUGUUUUCACUUACGGAUCUUUGGUAGUUGUGUUACUUUGUCUGUUGUUUAGUUAAUACUUUAUUUCACUGCAUCUUAUGCUUAUUCCAUUAUCUUCUUCUUGUUUAAUUUUUUAAUAUAUGUGUUCACAUAGGUUUUUAUAUUGUUGGCAUUUACCACAUUGCUUAAGGCUUAUAUAAGAAGGUUGGUUUUUUUUGACCUGGGGUUUCAUGGGUUGAACCCCAGGACAAGAAAAAUUAUGGGAAGCUUCAGCGAUGAGGAUGAUGAUGAUGAUGUCAGUGUCAGUACUGAAGGAGAAUGUCGAUUCUUUGAUGCUGAGGAGAGUAUUGCAGCAUCAGGGUCCGAAUCAGAAUCAGAUUUAGACCUUGCCUGCUGCUCCUCUACCGCCGGCUUGCGUGGUGGUGAUUCUGGUUUGGGUAACUUUCUGUAUGAUUUCUGGAUUAGAAGUCCCAGAAGUGUCAGGGAGAGAAGAAAUGAAUUCCUUAGCUGGAUGGGUGUUAAUAAUUUAAAUAGGGUGCCAAGAGCCGAGUGUAGUGGUGAUAUUAAGGAUGAUCAUGAGCUUACCGAUGAUGGCUCUGGUAUCAAUAGAAUAACGGAGAAGAGUGGGGCUGUGUUAAGAAACUCUGUUGGCCAAGAUGAAUUCUCUUCUAGCCGAUCCAAUAUGUCAAGUUGGUCCUCAGAUGUGGGGAAUUCAAUGAGGAAAUCGGGCGCCAGAGGGAAUUUCUUGACAAGUUGUAAAUCAGAUUGCAGAAUAUAUAGUAAUGGCUACCCUCAGGCGGUGAUCUGUGAUGGAAGGAUGAAUGCGGACAAUUUUUUGGACACCUCGAGAGAGGGUCAGGGCUCAGCCACUUUACAUUCCGUGUCGCAGAGACAUGUUGACAUCCGAUGUGGUGGGAACAGUGGUAGAGCUACAGUUGGAUUGAGGGGUCGUUUGUUGCGUAGAAUACGUUCAAUGACCUGUAUGAUGAGUCAGCCAGGACACCUGGACAACUGGGGGAUUGGUGCAAGAACUAAGGUUCAGAGGAUUAAGGUUCGGAAAAAUAAAAAGCGAGUGAAGGAGCUUUCUGCUUUGUUCAAGGGGCAAAGCAUCCAGGCCCAUGAGGGGUCGAUCUUGGCAAUGAAGUUCAGCCCUGAUGGCCAGUAUUUAGCCAGUGCUGGAGAAGAUAAGGUUGUUCGAGUCUGGCAAGUGCUGGAAGAUGACAGGGCUAAUGAUAUUGAUAUCCCAGAUAUGGAUCCUUCAUGUUUGUACUUUACCGUUAACCAUCUUUCUGAAUUGGCACCUCUAGUAGCUGAUAAAGAGAAAAAUAGUAAUACGAAGUGUGACUGGAAAAGUUCAGAAUCUGCUUGUCUCAUCUUUCCCCCAAAGGUCUUUCGCAUAUUGGAGGAUCCAUUGCAUGAAUUUCAAGGACACACGGGUGAGGUCUUGGAUAUAUCAUGGUCGAAUAGUAACUGCUUGCUCUCAUCCUCUGUUGAUAAAACUGUUCGGAUGUGGAAAGUUGGAUGUGAUCAGUGCCUUGGUGUCUUCUCACAUAGUAAUUAUGUCACUUGUGCUCAGUUUAACCCUGUGAACGAUAAUUAUUUUGUUACCGGUUCAAUUGAUGGCAAAGUUCGUAUAUGGGAGAUUAGUGCCUGCAGAGUUAUUGAUUGGUGUGAUAUAAGAGACAUCAUAACUGCCGUUUGUUAUCGGCCUGAUGGAGAGGGAGGAAUUGUUGGUACAAUAACAGGCAUCUGUCGCUUUUUCACUGCAUCAGAUAAUCGCUUGCAGCUGGAAGGCCAGAUUUGCUUAACCGCUAAAAAGAAGUCUCCAUGCAAAAAGAUAACUAGCUUUCAGUUCUUCCCCAAAGACUCCAGCAAGGUACUGGUUACUUGUGCCGAUUCCCAAGUCAGAGUCCUCUCCGGAGGCAAUGUCAUCAGGAAGUACAAAGGUCCCCGAAGUGCGGGUAAUCAGAUCUGUGCUUCAUUCACAUCUGAUGGGAAACAUAUGAUCUCGUCCUCUGAGGAUUCUAGUGUGUAUAUAUGGAAUUCUUUUAAUCUGGAUGAUGAUUUUUUUCGAUCUCAACCGAAAACAAUAAGGUCAUUCGAGUGCUUCCGAGGUGAUGCAUCUGUAGUAGCUCCAUGGUCUGGACUGAAAAGAGGAAAUUCAGGCGAACCUUACCGGAAUUUAACCGGAGAAUUGCCUUUUUCGCCUGGCUUUUCUCUGGGUCAGGAGUUCUUCUUAGAGUCCAUACCCCGUGGAUCUGCAACUUGGCCGGAGGAGAAGCUUCCUGAUCCUGGCUCUCCAACAGUUGCUUCCAUUAUGUCUAAAUCACAAUUCAAGUUUCUCAAGACUUCCUUUCAGCGUUCAUCUGGUUAUCACGCCUGGGGUAUGGUCAUUGUUACUGCUGGCUGGGAUGGACGAAUUAGAUCAUUCCACAAUUAUGGGUUGCCAAUUGCUACUUGAAAAAAGGUUUUCCUUGCUGUCAAUGCAAGUGUUCAUGAAUUUUUUGGUGUCCACUUCUCCAGCAGAUACCCUCGUUUGGAAGCCUGGUUGGGUAACAAGUUUUAUCUUGGUCAUUUUACAAUGGCUGACUGGAUUCCAAUUAUCUCCCAAUGGAGGAGACCCUUCUGAUGUUCCUGGUAAAUAUUUGAUUCUGAUGAUUACGAGGGGUUUCUCAUUGCGUCUAAAUCGAUGUCAGCUCAUCUCGUCUCAUCUGCCCUGUUGGGAGAUAGGAGUUUAAGGAUUCUUUGAUUUGUUAUUGAUUUAAGAAGUGUUGGUACAGAUUAAUUGUCCACGGGAGAUGAAAUCGAAAGGGAUAUCAAUUUGCAUAUUGUUUAUCUUUAGGAUUCAUCCAGUGGGUCCUUUUACAACCUCUUCCAUUUGUUCAUGGAUUGGGAGCUUGGGCGAGAGUGAGCUGGUGGUCGAAAAUUGUUGAGGGAAAAAUCAGUGGGAUGCUUCAUCUUUUUCUGAAUGAUUGAGGUUUUUUGUCUGCCAUUUCAUUCCAAUUGAUGAAAGGAUCUGGGGAAGCAAGGUUUGGUUGCUGUUAGAAGUAUGGAAAUGACCCACAAGGGAUUUUUCUAUUUCAGGGGUCUGAUUUGGUUCUUCGUUCUUAGUCCCAGCAAAUCCAUUUGAGGUCCCUAGUAGCAUAUGCAAAAGUAGCCCUUUUUGGUAGCACUAACACAUGAUUGCACUGAAUAAGUGCUGUCUAACAUAUUUGUAAUUUGCAUAGUUAGCUCUUUGUACAGAUUAAUGUCCAUUUGGGAUGUAGUAGACUGGUGAUGAUUUUCGCUGCCACAAUAAUACACGAAAAAAGAACCAAAAGUUUCUUUGGUUCAUUUCUACCUCUAC